Messenger RNA from Pomacea canaliculata, 944 nucleotides. Its product is annotated as histone H1-delta-like. The transcript has a single exon. Gene Ontology annotation, cellular component: nucleus; nucleosome. The record is from RefSeq and is a predicted model, not a curated record. Gene Ontology annotation, biological process: negative regulation of DNA recombination; chromosome condensation; nucleosome assembly. The coding region runs from base 251 to 889 and encodes 212 amino acids. Lineage: Eukaryota; Metazoa; Mollusca; Gastropoda; Architaenioglossa; Ampullariidae. Gene Ontology annotation, molecular function: double-stranded DNA binding; nucleosomal DNA binding; structural constituent of chromatin.
CAGGUAAUGUGAAGUGGUGAGGGUGUAGUUUGAGGAGAAGGAAAGCGAAGAAGCACAAGUUAGUGCGGCGCGCUAGCAGCGCGAGCGGAUUUGGCCGGUGGCGGCGUGGUGCUGACGUUGCGGCUCGCGCUGGGCGCAUAUAGACACCGCGCUGUGCAGGGCCCGUCACUCUGCCUGCCUCCGUCACUGACUGCGUGUGCUGCCAGCUCCUUGUCACGAUAUCUGUCUCGCUCUCUGUCUCCGCAUCACCAUGGCCGACACUGCCACCGAUUCUCCAGCUGCGUCUUCUGCUCCUGCCGCCAGCAAGAAAGCCGCCGCCAAGACCAAGAAGCCAGCCAAACCCUCGGAACACCCGAAAUACAACGUCAUGAUUGCAGCAGCCAUCGACACCCUGAAAGAACGGGGUGGCUCGUCACGACAGGCCAUCCUCAAGUACAUCCAGGCCAACUACAAAGUGGGUGACGAGGUGGCCAAGAUCAACGCUCGCCUCAAGACCGCCCUGAAAGCUGGCGUCAAGGUCGGGACCCUCAAGCAGUCGAAGGGGACUGGGGCGUCCGGUUCCUUCCGUCUGGGCGAGAAGAAAGUCGUCGUCGCCGCACCCAAGCCUAAAAAAGCCAAGAAGCCCAAAGCUGCUGCGAUAAAAAAGCCCAAGGCUUCUCCCAAGAAGGCCGCCGCCAAAAAGCCCAAGGCUUCUCCCAAGAAGGUUGCUGUCAAGAAACCCAAAGCUGCUGCUGCUGCCAAGAAAGCCAAGUCUCCCAAGAAGGCAGCCGCCAAGCCCAAGACUGCCAAGCCUGCUGCAGCCAAGAAGCCCAAGGCCGCCAAACCAGCUGCAAAGAAAGCAGCCAAAAGCCCGGCCAAGAAGGCAGCCAAAGGGAAGGCCAAGGCUUAAACUUCAUGUCACAACUAUUCCAAAUACUUGAUCACAGGUCCUUUUCAGGACCACC